This is a messenger RNA of Aspergillus wentii DTO 134E9, 1423 nucleotides long. RefSeq names its product putative secretory component protein shr3. Gene Ontology annotation, biological process: endoplasmic reticulum to Golgi vesicle-mediated transport. The record is from RefSeq and is a predicted model, not a curated record. Lineage: Eukaryota; Fungi; Ascomycota; Eurotiomycetes; Eurotiales; Aspergillaceae. Gene Ontology annotation, cellular component: endoplasmic reticulum membrane. The transcript is spliced from 2 exons. The coding region runs from base 346 to 1023 and encodes 225 amino acids.
CAUAUAUCUCUUGACAAUUGCAUCUACCAACAUGAUUCUUAACCAACUUCUUAUCACAUAAUAUCAUCUUAUCUCAAUAUUAAUAUUACGAUCAUGUCGGAUGCGAUAGGAAGCAAAAUGCUAGGGCCGCCGGGACGCUGAUAGCCUAGGUUGGGUGCUGGGCUUGGCACCGCCCCUAGUAGAGAAAGAAGGCAACAGAGACGAACCGUUGGGAACUCGACAUCACCACCACCUGGCCUUCUCGUUUCCCUCUUUUCCUCUCUUCGCACCCUCCUCAUCUUUCGUACUGUCCUUCAGUACGACAUUCCGGUUCUUUCUAUCGGUGUCUUCUCCCUGCCUUUCAUCAUGGCCUUCAAGAGCGGGUCCUUUGCGACCUUUCUGAUCGUCUGCCCCGUCUGCUUCUUCCUCGGAAUCGUCUUCUCCCUCUUCCCCUACGACUAUCCCAUCCUCUGGUCGACCGCUCUAACCCCUCCCGCCCACUAUGACUACGUCGAGGCACACCUCCGCUUCCUGCACGCCUCGCCGCCGUUGAUCCCGCGAAUCCUCCACAUCGUGAUCUUCCUCGGCCUCGCAGGCCUCCUCACGAAGCUCUACAAACCCUCCGAAUCCAACAUGCUCUUCGACGGCGCCUCCCUCGUCCUCUACAUGUGCGGCGUGACCGUCUACAUCGCCAACAUCGUCAAGGGUCUCCGCCUCGUCUCCGCAGGCAAGUACGGCGACGACCUCGUCACCUCCGCCGAAGAAAAGGAUCAGAUCCUCGGCCGUGAAGACUCGCUCAAGGUCCUCUCCGCUAGUAAUACCAUUCUCGCGUUGGUGUUGGUUGGUGUGCUUGUUUUGCAGGCCGGCCAGUGGUAUGCUGAGCGGAAGGAUGCGCAGGAGUUUGAGUCUUUCUCGAAGAAGGGAGGCGAGGAGGAGUCCAAGGCUUCUGCUGAUGGUGGUGAUGCUGCUGACGCUACCGCUGACGAGGCUACGUCUUCCUCUGUCAAGGUGGGGAGGCAGGGAAGCCUGAAGAAGAAGAACUGAGCGGUUGGGUGUGGCUGUAUGGCUGGUUUAUAAGAUUGCAUAUGAGUGUUGAUUGAGAUGUUGAUAUGCCCUCCUCCCGAGUAGCGCGAAUUCUCUUUGGUUUUAUUAUUUAUGAACGGGUUUAUACUUCGUAUAUGUAGGUCUAUAGGUGAAAUGAUCCGAUAGGAUUGUGGAUAAAAGCAAAAGCAAAAUUGUUUCAUGGCUAUAUAUAGUAUCUACUUUCGUUCAAUUCGUUCUAUGUACAUGGCGGGGAUGGAAAUUACAACAAACAAACAAACAAACAAAUCAAUAAAAGGCCCAAAAAAAACAAGUCGAGAAAAAGAUAGUAGUAUAUAAUCAAUGCAGCAGGGGAAUCAUCGGGUGAAAAAGAGAGAAAUCCAAAAGCCAAAAAAAUGAAGAU